This is a messenger RNA of Labrus bergylta (ballan wrasse), 1061 nucleotides long. The record is from RefSeq and is a predicted model, not a curated record. NCBI's taxonomy places the organism in Eukaryota, Metazoa, Chordata, Actinopteri, Labriformes, Labridae.
AGUGCGGACCUUCCCUAAGGAUUCUGCCUUACUGGGUAGGGACACUGUUCGAGCCCUGAUGUACUACGCUUUGAAGGUCUGGAGCGACAUCGCACCACUUAACUUCCACGAGGUGGCAGGAAGUGACGCCGACAUUCAAAUCGACUUCACAAAGGCCGACCACGAUGAUGGAUAUCCCUUUGACGGGCCGGGGGGCACCGUGGCACACGCAUUUUUCCCCGGAGAGAGGUUCACAGCUGGGGAUACGCACUUUGAUGAUGACGAGGCCUGGACCUUCAGAUCUCCAGACUCUCAUGGGAUGGAUCUGUUUGCGGUUGCGGUCCAUGAGUUCGGUCAUGCCAUCGGCCUGGUCCACACGUCAGCCAUGGAGUCCAUCAUGAGGCCGUACUACCAGGGUCCAGUGGGAGACCCUCUGAAGUACGACCUACCCUAUGAAGACAAGGUCCGAGUCUGGCAGCUCUACGGUGUCAGAGACUCCGUUUCCCACACAAAUCGGCCCGGCAUCCCCUCCCAGACGGCUGAACCUCCUGUCCUGCUGGACCUUCCUGAAAACAGAUCCACUCUCCUGCUGGCUCGAGAUGCCCCCGACAGAUGCACCAGUCACUUUGAUGCAGUGGCCCAAAUAAGAGGGGAGGCCUUCUUUUUCAAAGGGAAGUAUUUUUGGCGGCUUACCAGAGAGAGGCAUCUGGUUUCUCUGCGUCCCGCUCAGAUCCAUCGCUUCUGGAGGGGUCUCCCACCCAACCUGGACAGUGUAGACGCUGUGUAUGAGAGGCCAGGCGACCACAAAAUAGUAUUUUUCAAAGGUCUGAAGUACUGGGUAUUCAAAGACAAUAAUGUAGAGGAGGGUUACCCUCGUCCAAUCAGUGACUUCGGCCUCCCCUCGGACGGUGUGGACGCAGCUUUUGUUUGGCUCCACAACGACAAAACCUACUUCUUCAAGGACAACCAGUACUGGCGCUACGACGACCACCUGAGGCGUAUGGAUCUGGGAUAUCCUAAAGACAGCACGCUGUGGAAGGGGCUGCCAACGCACCUUGACGACGCCAUGAGGUGGUCUGAUG